Messenger RNA from Malus domestica (apple), 1071 nucleotides. RefSeq lists its product as uncharacterized. Lineage: Eukaryota; Viridiplantae; Streptophyta; Magnoliopsida; Rosales; Rosaceae. The record is from RefSeq and is a predicted model, not a curated record.
AAAUAAGUAAGGGGUUUUGGAUGCAAAGAAGCAAAGCAAAAAUCCAAUGGAGUGCUCGCACGACCACAAGGUCAGCAAAGAGGAGGUGAUCGCCAAGCUCAAGGACGACGGAGACUUCGACAGGCUCCGCCGCAGCAUCAUCCUCAAGCUAAAAAACAAUGAAGAAUUGCGAGAAAAUAUUGCUUCUAUUGUGAAGCAAUCGGCCACGCUUAAUCGUGAAGGUGCUGAGAAUAUGAAACCCAGACAGCUUUCCGAUGACAUUUAUCAGGAGGUUGGGGAUCAAGUAAUGAGCCACGUAUCUGAUGGGUUGUGGGGUAUAAUCAGAUCAAGUGAUGGCAUGAAAAGUGAAAUAGCAGAAACUGUUCAAUCCGUCUACAAUAAAUUGACUAACCCAAAUGGGGAAGCUGAGGGUGAACCCUCCACUCGUGAUGUUCCAGUUCAAUACAAAGUUGACAGUAAUGGCUUAGUUGUUGCUGUCGCCAGUGAAAUUGAUGAUAAGUUGUCUGACAAUGAGCCAAAAAUACCACCGGGAUUUUGUUUUUCUGGCAAUUAUCAGAAAAAUGAUAAUGAUGCGUUACAACUACCUCUACCUCAUGUUAAAGGAGCCAUUGAAGAAUGGAAGGGAAGUUCACACCAGUUACAAGAUAGGAUGGAUGAUUCUGUUGAUAACAGAAUGGCACCUGGCAUUUCUACAGACAUGGAGCACAAGCAGGCAUGUGAUGGUAGUGAUGAGGACCCUGAUGUGCCUCCAGGUUUUGGUUGAUGAGUUUUCAUGCAUUUCAGUUUUCACCGUUACUAUUUAAACAUCAAAUUCAGAGACAAUGCAGUCGAGGUUCAAUCUAUGGUAACUGCUUAAUGAAUCUUAUAUUGAGUCCCUACAAUGGGAAAGUUUCUCUGCAAUUCCCUUGGUAGAAUGCUUGACAUUGUAUUGCAUGUGGGCAUCUGCCUCCUGGGUAUUUAGUGUAUUCACAAGUAUUAGCUUCCUUAGAUGUAGACCUGAUGACUCGAUGUGUGAGUUAACAGGAAAUCUAAUGUUUAUCAUUCUUGAGCUAGGAUUCUUCUCAUUUCCUA